This is a messenger RNA of Lodderomyces parapsilosis, 960 nucleotides long. RefSeq lists its product as uncharacterized. The coding region runs from base 1 to 960 and encodes 319 amino acids. The transcript has a single exon. Lineage: Eukaryota; Fungi; Ascomycota; Pichiomycetes; Serinales; Debaryomycetaceae. Gene Ontology annotation, molecular function: S-adenosylmethionine-dependent methyltransferase activity. The record is from RefSeq and is a predicted model, not a curated record.
AUGGCUACUUUUUCAAAAUCAAACUUCAAGACAUUGAACUACAAUUCGUUCCGUCCACAUUAUCCACCUUCUUUUUACAAUAUCUUGAGUCUGUACGUUCAAAAAGGGCAACAUCAGCAUGACUUACCUGUGGCAAAGGUAAUUGACUUGGGAUGCGGUACAGGUGUUGCGACGUAUCCUCUAUUGAACUUUGCUCGUCAUGUGAUUGGGUUGGAUUUAUCUCCAUCAAUGAUUGAAACUGCCAAUUCAUUAAUCGCAGAAAGGUUGAAAGAAAUGGGCAAAGAUCCUAAUGACUCCAGAAUAGAGUUCAAAGUGGGGUCUGCGGAAUCUUUUGUCAAUGACCGAAAUAACGUUGAAGCCGGGUCUGUGGAUCUAAUAACUGCUGCACAAUGUAUUCAUUGGUUUAAAGACUACGAUAGCUUUUUCCAAAGUACUGCCAAACUAUUGAAAUCUGGCGGAACUUUGGCUUACUUUUACUACAUUGACCCAAUGAUUGUUGAUUUUUCUGGCCCUUCUAAUGGCGAUAAAACUGAGAUUUUAGACAAGGCGUAUGAGAUCUACUUAAAGUAUGCGUAUAACGAUCCAAACUUGAUUGGUCCACAUUGGGAACAGCCCGGGCGUGGUAUCUUGAAAAACUUUUGCAAAGAGGUGAAUUCACAUAUCCUGGAGGAUUUAUUCACCGAUGUCACGAUAAAUACUUACAAAACAUCUGUGAAGAAUUCUCACGCUGAUGAUUCUAAGGACUUGGACUUGAAAAAAUUGAACAUUAGCUUGUAUCAGUACUUGUCAUAUUUUGAGACAUACAGCGGAUUUCACAACUACAAGGAAGAAACUGGAAAUGCGGAUUUGAUAAGAAAAGACUUUGUCAAAGAAUUGUUGGAUGCAACAGGGUGGGAUUUGGAAAAGACAAGAGUUGAUUUGGUGUGGAAUACAGGAUAUACGUUUGCUAGAAAGAGAUAA